This is a messenger RNA of Pungitius pungitius (ninespine stickleback), 2145 nucleotides long. It is a transcript of the gene chst7, whose product is annotated as carbohydrate (N-acetylglucosamine 6-O) sulfotransferase 7. Bases 136 to 1404 code for a protein of 422 amino acids. The transcript has a single exon. Gene Ontology annotation, cellular component: trans-Golgi network; Golgi membrane. Gene Ontology annotation, molecular function: N-acetylglucosamine 6-O-sulfotransferase activity; chondroitin 6-sulfotransferase activity. The record is from RefSeq and is a predicted model, not a curated record. Gene Ontology annotation, biological process: carbohydrate metabolic process; N-acetylglucosamine metabolic process. NCBI's taxonomy places the organism in Eukaryota, Metazoa, Chordata, Actinopteri, Perciformes, Gasterosteidae.
UGGCCAGCGCGCGCCUCGGCCUCCCACACGCGCACAUAACGCGCCGCGGCUGCGCUCCGGCGCUCACUACGCGCCGCCGACCCCUCCAGAGAAGCAGCUAGCCGGCCAGCUAGCCCCGCGUCCCGGCGAAAGGAAAUGAAGAGGAGGUUACAUAAGAAAUACUUGGUUGUGAUCCUGGCAUACUCGGCUCUGCUGCUGCUGGUCCCCUACGUGCUGGACUACCGGGACAAAUCCGUGCAGCGCGCCGAGCAGAAGCUGCCGCAGCAACAGCCGCGAUGCCCGGACCUGGAGAACUCCGUGGCGCUGCUGUGGGAUAACGGUUACCGGGUUAACGGCAGCGACGCGGCGCAGCCCGCCGGCAACCGGAGCCAGUCGCGGGUCCACAUCUACCUGCACGCCACCUGGAGGACCGGCUCCUCGUUCCUGGGGGAGUUGUUCAACCAGCACCCCGACGCGUUCUACCUGUACGAGCCGAUGUGGCACAUCUGGCAGGCUCUGUACCCGGGGGACGCGGGCAGCCUGCAGGGCGCGGUGCGCGACAUGAUGAACAGCCUGUACCGCUGCGACUUCUCCGUCCUCAAGCUGUACGCCGGCUCGCAGAACAUCACCACGUCCUUCAUCUUCGGCUGGAAGAUGAACAAGGUGAUCUGCUCGGAGCCGCUGUGCGACGCGCACCGGCGCCACGACAUCGGGCUGGUGAAGGAGGACCGCUGCGCCAAGUGCCCGAAGCGGGACAUCAGGGAGCUGGAGAGGGAGUGCAAGAAGUACCCGGUGAUGGUGAUCAAAGGGGUGCGCGUGUUGGACCUGAACACGCUGGUGCCUCUGAUGAGGGACCCCGAGAUAAACCUCCAGGUCGUCCAGCUCUUCAGGGACCCGAGGGCCGUGCACAACUCCCGGCUCAAGUCCAAGCAGGCCCUGGUGAAGGAGAGCAUCCAGGUGCUGCGCAGCAAGAAGCAGACCGACAAGUACAAGCGGCUCCUCGUCCCGAACAACCGGGUGAACCGGGCCGAGAGCUACGUCUCCAGCGCCAUGGAGCUCAUCUGCGACAACUGGCUCGGGGACAUGAUGCUGGUGGCCAACGCGCCUCCCUGGCUGAGGAGGAACUACCUGCGGGUCCGCUACGAGGACCUGGUGCUGCACCCGAUGGAGGAGCUCCAGAGGCUGCUCCGCUUCUCCAACCUCACCACCUCCGCGGCCCUGGAGAAGUUCGCGCUGAACAUGACGCACGGCCAGGGUUACUCCUCGGACAGGCCGUUCCUCAUUUCGUCCAGGGACGCCAAGGGGGCGAUAUACGCCUGGAGGGAGAGGCUCAGCGUGGAGCAGAUCCACCAGGUGGAGGCCUACUGCAGCGAGGUCAUGAGGCAGCUCGGGUACGGGAGGAACCACGUGGACAAAAGCCCGUGAGGACGCGCCGGUUAAACUAAAAACCACCCUCCAGGCCCCGCUGCUGACCUUUGACCCCCCACCACCCUCUCACUGAGGCAAAUUGGAAACGUGUGGACUGUAGCGUUUCUCUGUGAGGUUGCGUGUGUGUGUGUGCGCGUGUGCAGUAAAUGAGCUCAAGGUGUGAAACUGGCGGCCUGGUGUUCACACCGACGGCACCAGUUUCAGGACUGUUGACAAAACACUGCAGACGCAUUGACGCCAUUAACGCGGCUGGGUGGCAUCAUUUCAUUUGAUUUAAUACGGUUUCGCUCACAGUGCUUUAUACAUUUUUUUUUUUUAACGGAAGAAAGCGACAGUGAACUCUGCUCGUAGAUAACGGCUCGAUCUGUUAAUGUGUCCGUGUUUUAUUUCCUCCCAUUAAAGGGAGCUAAUUUAUUUGGAUGCUCCUCCAGAAGCAGGUUGACUCCACUAACCGAUGUCUAAUGUCCACCAGAGCGAGCGGAUCCUUCCUCAAUAACCGGCUGAUGCUGGUUAAUAGAGGCUUCAUUGUUUUCCUCCCUGGCUGAGCCCUCACAUGGGGGGGGGGGGUGCUGGCAGUAAGUCUCCGGACCUCAGACGCCGCUGCGCUGAGAAGGGGGUCAUUGUCCCCCGGCGAGUCACCAGCAGCUGGGCGCCGAGCAGAAACCGGGUGGCGCCACCCGGAGUCCAUGCACGCGGCCGGGUCGCCGGGCGCGGGCCCAACGCGUCCCUCGGCCAACG